Messenger RNA from Periophthalmus magnuspinnatus, 12413 nucleotides. It is a transcript of the gene prkdc, whose product is annotated as protein kinase, DNA-activated, catalytic subunit. The transcript is spliced from 86 exons. Gene Ontology annotation, molecular function: DNA-dependent protein kinase activity; protein binding. NCBI's taxonomy places the organism in Eukaryota, Metazoa, Chordata, Actinopteri, Gobiiformes, Gobiidae. The record is from RefSeq and is a predicted model, not a curated record. The coding region runs from base 83 to 12397 and encodes 4104 amino acids. Gene Ontology annotation, cellular component: nucleus. Gene Ontology annotation, biological process: immunoglobulin V(D)J recombination; telomere maintenance; intrinsic apoptotic signaling pathway in response to DNA damage.
UUCACACAUUUUCCUUUUCUUAAUCGUUAAUGCAAAAAUAAUGUGUUGUUUCGCCCUGGUCCUGGACUAAACACGAGCAGUCAUGUCCUCGGCCUCUAGCGCCACCGCGGGGGGGAUCCAGGGACUUCUGCUCAAACUUCAUGAAUCACUUUCAGAUGAAGAUAAACGAGCUGCAGCUUUAAGAUGCCACGAUACUGUGAGAGACCUGGGACAAGAGUGUAUGAUCACCCCGUCCGACAACGAGCUGGCUUUGCAGACCUCAUUGUUGUUCUCCAAAGAUUUUGGACUGCUUUGCUUUCUCAAAAAAUCCCUGGGAUCAGAUGAGCUCCGUGACGCUCGGGUCGACAUUUUGAUUUUCUUGGACAAGUUUUUGGACAAAGUUUCUCCGCGACUCCGCGGCUGGGAGACGACGUACGCCACAGACAUCAGAGACUCGUGUUUGGUGGUUUACACCAAAGAUAAAGUGGCCAAAUGCAGGGCUCCAGUGCUCGAUCUGCUCAUCAAGGUCCUCCAGACGACGAGAGCCUCCACCGUCGCCGCUGACUUCAGAAUCACAGAUAUUUUUAAUAAAUUUUACAGCGAGUUAUGUCAGAAAAACAAACUCCCAGAUUCAGUGCUCGGUAAAAUCUAUGAGUUACUGGGAGUUCUCACGGAGGUUCACCCGAACGAAAUGGUGAACAACUCAGACAAACUCUACAAGGCUUAUCUGGGCGAGCUGAAGGAGCAGAUGACGUCUUCCACGAGAGAACCCAAACUCUUUGUUGUCGCCGGAUGCCUCAGAGGAUUAACGGCUUUAAUGGUGAACUUCACCAAGACGAUGGACGAAGACCCAACGACGUGUAGAGAAAUCUUUCAGUUUGCCUUGAAAGCGAUCAGUCCUCAGAUGGAGAUGACCAGAUACGCCGUCACAUUUGCUGGGUUGAGACUGUUUGGGCGACAUGCUCCUCAGUUCAGCUCCUGUCUCAUGGAACAUUAUAAAAACAUAUUUGAGGUGAUGUCCAAACUGUGUGGUCACAUAAACGGAGAGAUGAAGAAGCGCAGUUACUACGCCCUGGAAGCGUUUCUCAAAGAGGUUGCCGUGUUGGUGGCUGAUGACAUCGAGGAGCACAAAGGGAAACUGAAGUUCUUCAUGAAGAAGUUUUGUGGCAUCAUAAAAACUAUGGAGUCGACACAUAAAGAACUGUCCAUCGCCAUUCGAGGAUAUGGACUUUUCGCAGCUCCGUGUAAAAAGGCGUGUCCUCAGGACGUGGACCUCAUGUACACGGAGCUGAUCCAGCGCUGCAAACAGAUGUACCUCACAGAGAGCGACGGAGAAGACGACUCCUUCUAUCAACUGCCCAGCUUCCUGGACUCUAUCGCCAGUGUCCUCAUACAUCUGGACAAGGUCCCAGAGGUGUACACUCCUCUGUUAGAGCGCCUCCUGGUGGUGCAGAUCGACAGUUUCCCUCAGUACAGCGAGAGGAUGCAGGUCACUUGUUGGAAAGCGAUUCUCAAAGUGCUGGUUGCCAUGGCGUCGAAAGGACCAGUGCUGUGGAGCUUCAUCAGUUCUGUGGUUCAUCAGGGUCUGAUCCGCGUCUGCUCCAAACCUCUUAUGGCUGAGGACAAAGACACAGAUAACGGCCCUGGAGCUCAAAUGAAAACUGGAAACUGGAAAGUUCCCACGAGUCAGAAUUAUCUGCCUCUGUUCAAAAGUCUCCUGGACUGUGAUGUGUUAAAGGACACUGGAUAUUUGGACGGAGCGUUCCAAAACCAAAACGCAGCUCUGGGAUCUUUAAGUCGUUUGAUUUAUGAUGAACUGGUGAAAUCUGUUCUUCGUAUCGUGGAGACGCUGGACCUGUCUGUUCACAAAGUCACUCCUGGAGAAGAGGGUUCUGAGGACGUGGCUCACGCUCUGCCGUCCUCUGACCCGACGUCUCACCUCGUCCCCAACAAAGUCAAAGAUUUCACUGCGUUUCUCAACCUGGUCGACUUCUGCAGUGAGCUGCUGCUGACCAAACACGUGGAGUAUUUUGAGUCCUGGACGUUUCCCUUGAGCCAUGAGCUCGUGCUUCACUCCAUCAGAAACCCUCUGGUCAGCGGCUUCUACCGGCUCCUGUCCGUCUCCAUGAAGAUCUCAAAAAGGACCAAAUAUUAUCAGGGAGUUGGACUAAAUAUCUCGGGGUCAAACCAAACAGACGCCGUUAAACGCACCUGUUUUUCACUUUUUGCCAAGUUUGGAAAAGAGGUUUGUGUCAGACUGAAGCAGUACAAAGACGAACUCCUGGCCUCAUGUUUGACCUUUGUCCUUUCACUGCAUCACAACAUCAUAUCUGCGGAUAUCAAGGCCUUCUGUCCAGCUCUAGAGGCAGCUCUGAAGCUCGGCCUGAGCCAUGUGCCUUUGGCGAACACGGCGCUGGACGCUCUCGAGGACUGGUCCGGUCACAUCCCACUGGACACGAUGCGGCCGUGUUACGCCACCGUACUCCCCCUGCUGGACGGGUACCUCAAAAGCACCUCCAGUGACAACGAAGACGACGGCGGCUGGGAGGUCAUGUCUCUUGUGUCUGGACGAAGUGACAAAGGAUACGGCAGAGUGAUGACCCGACUGCUCAAAGAGUCCAAACAGCGAGCGGCGGAGGAAGCUCCUCUGGUGACCGUGAGGCUCCGUGUGGUCAAGCUGCUCGGACGUUUGGGCGGAAAACUCAACAGGAACCUGGUCACCGUCGUGUCGUCAGAGGAGAUGAUGAGGAGGUUCGUGGCCUGGGACACGGAGAAGAGGCUGAACUUCGCGGUGCCGUUUUCGGACAUGAAGCCGGUGAUUUAUUUGGACCCGUUUCUCCCUCGUAUCAGUGAACUGGCUCUGACCACGAGUGACCGCCAGACAAAGGUGGCGGCGUGUGAACUGCUCCACACUGUGGUCAUCUUCAUGGUCGGUAAAAGCGCCCAAAUGGCCGAAGGUGAAAAUACUUUACCACCGAUGUACAAACUGCACAAGAGGCUGUUCCCUGUGCUGCUGCGGCUGGCCUGCGACGUGGACCAGGUCACGCGGCAGCUGUUCGAGCCUCUGGUCAUGCAGCUCAUCCACUGGUUCACCAACAACAAGAAGUUUGAGAGUCAAGACACGGUCGCUGUUCUGGAAGCCAUUUUGGACGGCGUGGUGGACCCAGGGGACAGUAAUCUGAGAGACUUCUGUGCUCGUUGCAUUGAAGAGUUUGUGAAAUGGUCGAUCAAACAAACGACGCCCAAACAACAGGAGAAAAGUCCGACAAACAUCAAGUCUCUGCUGAAGAGGAUCUACAGCCUCGCCCUGCAUCCCAGCGGCUUCAAGAGGCUCGGAGCGGCACUCGCCUUUAACAGCAUCUACAGACUGUUCAGAGAAGAACACUCUUUGGUGGAGCAGUUUGUCUUUGAGAUUCUCGUGGUGUUUAUAGAGAGUUUGGCGCUCGCACACUCGGAUGAACGCUCCCUUGGAACGAUACAACAAUGCUGCAGCUCCAUAGACCAUCUGAAAAGAAUCAUCGCUCAAAAGGCCCCAAACCUGAACCAACGCAAUCCAAAGAGGCGUGUCCCGAGGGGCUUUAGUCCUGAUGAAGAGCCGUGUUUGUCUCAUGUCGUCCUGUGGCUCCUGGGACAGUGCGGUCGACCUCAGACUGAAUGCAGACACAAAUGCAUGACGCUCUUCUAUGAGUUUGUUCUUCUUCUUCCAGAGAAGGCGUCUGCUGCUCAGUGGGUGGAUGGGAUGGUAAAGCAGCACGGACCAGACUUUCUAGUUUCACAUUUCGAAGGCGGAGGUCUUCUCUCUCAGCCCACCCUCCGAGACUUGAGCGCCCCCUUCAGCGUCAGGGCGACUCUGCAGUGGAACGACCUCCUGCUGGCCGCUCUGGACUGUUACAAAACGUUUAUUCACCUGCACAUCAUCAGGCCUCAUCACCUGCUCACUGCUAAAGACAAGUCGAUCUUCCUGAAGACUGUUGGGUUUUUUUUGUCUGAACUGGCAACACGAGAUCUGGCAACCGCCGAGAGCUGUUUCUCAGUCAGUGAAAAGACGUCUCACUUCAGCCCCCUAGAGGUUGACCAGUACAACUACAGUAAAUGCACCAUCAUCGUUCGACUGUUGGAGUUUGUCUCUGUGAUUCUUGUCAAAGGAGAUCAUGAGUUAUGGAAGGCCCUUGAGCAGGACGUCUUCAGCCCUGUGCUGUUUGAGCUGGUGGCGCUGGUCGUGUGUGACCCGUCUUCAGUUGGAUUCAACAUGGCCGACGUGGAGGUGAUGAACAACCUGCCUGACGUGUGUGUGCCUCUGCUCAAAGCCCUCGUGGCGUCUCCGUACCGGACCGGAGCAGAGAGCAGCUUCAGGGCCAGAAUAUCACGGAAAAGUCUGGAGGAUCUUUGUGCCGUGAACUUCUACGACUCAGAGACUCUGAAACACCAGGAGCAGAUGGAAACUCUUCUGUCGUCGUGUAAACAAAUAAACAAAGCAGAAUUCAUCCACUCCAUCCUACAGGAUGCAGAGGCGCUCGGGUCCAGACUCCUGACGGCCGUGUACAAAGGCCUCGCUCCAGGUGAAGACAGGAGCUCUCUUCCGUCUCUGGACGUUAACACAAAGAGACUGGCCGAUGGUCUGCUUCAGCUCGCCUUUUCUCUGAGUCGACAGAGCGAGCAGCUCGUCGACCUGCUGUUGAACACCAUCGUUCUUUCAGUGCCAGUGUCUGGGAGCCACAGCUACAACGUUUUGAAUUUUUCUCACGGAGAAUAUUUUUAUUCUCUUUUUCAAACGACCGUGAACUCGGAGCUUCUGAAAAGUCUGAGCUCCACAGUCCCUCGACUCACGAAGGCCACCGCCCAGAACCCCACGAUGGUGAGUUUGUUGCUGAAUGGGAUGCUGGACCACAGUUUUAGGGAGCGCUCCGUGAGAAAGACUCAGGGCAAACAGCUGGUGGAGGAAGUCCUCAAACAGUGGGACCAUCUCCGCUCCUGGUGGGACAGCGACUCCGCCUCCUCCGCCACUCCUGAGAGCAAAACCGCUACUCUGGUCCUGCUGUCCAAGCUCCUACAGAUCGACUCGUCCGUCUGCUCGUUAAAAGGCCACGCUGCGUUCAGACCCGUGUUCGCCUCGUUUACAUCUCUCCUGACGGACAUGAGCCUGCCUCUAAACCUCAAGAGCCAGGCCUUGUUGGUGCUUCCCUUCUUCACGACUCUACCAAAUGAGCCGCUGGCAGAGCUACAGAAAGCGCUGGAUGCCCUGGUGGCCUCACAUUUCCCAAUGCAGUCCGAUGAAUUUGCCAAAGGAUCUCUCCAUCGCAACAACUACAUGGACUGUGUGCGAAAGUUACUCGAUGCUUUGGAGCUUUCCCACAGUCCUUUGUUGCUGAAACUGAUGGCGGCCAUUUUAAGUCGGGACAAAAAGCACAUAAUGGAGGAACAGUUUCAGACCUGCUUCCAAAGAACAGCCAAAAGGGCUGCCCCAGAAAAGCAGUUGGAGCUCCUCAGCGUCGUGUAUGGGAUGAUCCAGAGCGGAGAUGUUCCCACAAACUCCAUGGUCCAGGCCUUGACCGUCAGGGUCCUGCUGCCUCUGGCCUCUCACUGCGGCACCAAGGCCCUCAGUGACUUCUUUGUGAAAAAUGUUUCAGACAUAAUCACACUUCUGCUCAGCCGCUUCACCAAGUCCUGUGAAACAACAUUUGAACUUCAGUUGUUGAAGAAAAUCGGCCUCUACAAACUGAUGGAGCUGCUCUACUCUCGCCUCCCCAAAGACGACGUUUACUCCAAAGAAUCACGCAUCAACCAGGCGUACUGCGGCCUCGGAAAAACAGACGGGAACGAAAUGUCUAAAGCCCUGAUCAAGUCUUGUUUCGAGUCGUUCACGGAGAACAUGGCGGGCGAGUCUCAGUUACUUGAACUUCGGAGACAGUUCCACUGUGCUGCGUAUAACUGCGCCAUCGCCGUCAUCAGCCGCAGUUUCAGCGAAGCCAAAUUCUACCAGGGAUUUCUGUUCAGUGAGAAACCGGAGAAGCAUCAGUUUAUCCUGGAAAAUCUCAUUGAUGUUUCAAGGACCUACCACUUUCCUAUUGAAGUUGAGGUGCCUCUCGAGAGAAAGAAGAAAUAUGUCAUGAUACGACAGGAGGCCAAUGAAGAAAACAGAGAGCCGCCCGUGUACCUGUCGUCUCAGUCGUACAUGGUGGACAGCAGUCUGAGCGAAGAGAUGAGCCAGUUUGACUUUUCUACUGGAGUGCAAAGUUUUUCCUACAGCUCCCAAAACCCAGACGGACGCAGAAGGAACGCCGUGAAGAAAGAGACACAGGACACGACUUCCUCCCAGGAUGCAACAGUCGACCUGGAAAUGGACGAGCUGAACCAGCACGAAUGUAUGGCGGCCAUGACGGCGCUCAUCGGGCACAUGCAGCGAUACAACAUCACCCCUAAAGUUGAACCGGGAAGUGUUCCUUCUGAUCUUCCUCCGUGGAUGAAGUUCCUUCAGGGGAAACUGUCAAACCCGGCUUCACCUUUGAACAUCAGACUCUUCAUCUCAAAACUCGUCAUCAACUCAGAGGAGGUGUUUCGGCCGUACACCAGGUUCUGGUUGGGUCCGCUCCUUCAGCUCGUCGUCUCUGAGACAAACGGGGGAGAGGGCAUCCACUUCAUGGUCGUGGACAUCGUGGUCACUGUCCUCUCCUGGACAGCAGCAGCGAGUCCAAAGGGUAAUACUAGAGAUGAGGUGCUGGCAAACCGUUUGCUCGAGUUCUUGAUGAAAAACUGCUUCCAUUCAAAGAGGGCCGUUUUUCGUCACAAUCUGGAGAUCAUUCGGACUUUGGUGGAAUGUUGGAAAGACUGUUUGCACGUGCCGUACAGUCUGAUCUACGACAGGUUUUGUGGCACUGACCCGAACAGUAAAGACAAUUCGAUCGGACUUCAGCUUCUGGGAAUCGUCUUGGCGAACGACCUCCCGGCGUACGACGCCACAUGUGGCAUCGACUACAACAAGUACAUUCAUUCUCUCACCAAUAAUGUAACUUACACACGAUACAAAGAGGUUUACUCCGCCGCUGCAGAGAUCAUCGGUCUGAUUUUGAAGAACAUGACAGACAGAGACGGUCAUCAGCAGCUUUUCGAUCUCGCUGCAACAAAAAUUACAAGUUUGGGAAAAAAGGAAAUGAACGACAAGUUCAUCAUCUGUGUGAAUAAAGUCUCAAAACACUUUCCUCCUUUUAUGGAUAAAUUUGUGAAUUUGGCGUUCUACCUGCUGCCGAAGCUUCACGGCGUUUUGAAGACGAGCUGUUUGGAGUGCGUCCUGAGCCGCGCUGACGUCAUUCCUCAAAUAUUUAUGCAGCUCAAAACGUCGGGCUUCAUUCAGACGAUGUCCCACAGGGAUGAGGUGAGACAGAGGGUGUGUCUGGACAUCGUCCAUAAGAUUCUGUCUGUGCUGAGCCCGGUGCAGCUGCAGGAGCUUCUGGAGCCUGUGAGCGCGUUUGUGUCUCACCCUUCACCCGUGUGUCGAGAGAGAAUGUACGACAUCCUCAUGUGGAUUCAAGACAACUACAGUGAUUCGGAGAGUAUGGAGGACGACACAUCAGUGGAGAUUUUGAACUCUGCCAAAGAAACUUUACUCCAGGGUCUGGCUGAGGAGAACGCAGGUCUACAGCUUUAUGUUCGUAACUUCUGGAGUCAGGAGAAGCGUCUCCCCACGGCGACCUUUGAGCGGAUGAUGAUGGUGUUGGGUUCACUCUACACGUCUCAAAUCGAGAGGUGCUUUUUGAGUUUGGCCACGAAUCUGCUGCUGGAGAUGACGAGUCAGAGUCCAGACUUCCAAAGAAACAUGUUUGAGUAUCCGCUCUCCGAGUGCACGUUUCAGGAUUAUGUGAUCGACUCAAACUGGCGUUUCAGGAGUUCUGUCAUGACUCCGAUGUUUGUGGAGACGCAGAGCUCCCAGGGUCCAGAGAGCGUCCUGUCGUCUCCGUCUGCUUCACUGAAGGGAAAACUCAGAGCGACACAGACCAGCCUCGAGUUCAGCCAAACACAGGCCCCAGGUCGGAGGUCGGCGUUUAACUGGCUCACUGGGAGCAGUGUUGACACUUUGGCGGAGUUCUCUCUGGGGUCGGAGUCUCUGUCGUCGUUGAUGGUUUUUGAUAAAAAAUCUGAAAGGCAAGCGACCCGGAAACCGGUAGGAGAAGGUUUUGGGAUGAGGCGCGUCGCUGCCCCUACAGACGAAGUGGACAACCGCACUCAAGCACAAAAUGAACAACGUAGAAACAUCUUAAGACUUCGUCGCAGAUUCCUCAAGGAUCAGGAGAAAGUCAGUUUGGACUUCGCCCAGAAAGAAAUACAACAACAAAGACAGAAGAAGGAGCAGAAGGCCGAUCAGAGGCUUCGGAAGGAGGCUCAGGUGACUCUGUAUCGUAGCUACAGAGUGGGAGACUUUCCAGAUGUUCAGAUCCCUCACAGCAGCCUCAUCACUCCACUGCAGGCCCUGGCCCAGAAAGAUCCCAUUUUGGCCAAACAGUUGUUCAGCUCUUUGUUCAGUGGGAUCCUCCAUGAAAUGCAGAAAAGUAAAACGUCUGAAGAGGGACAGAGUAUGAAGGACGCGCUGAGGUGUCAUAUGGACUCGUUUCUGAAAAAGACGACGCUCUGUUUCCCUCCGUUUGUGGCCUGUGUGCAGGACAUGUGUUACCAACAUAAAGAAAUGCUCCACAUCGAUCCAGCAAAUAUCAGCUCAUCUUGUUUGGUCAGUCUUCAACAACCAUCGGGUAUUUUGCUUUUGGAGGAGGGCUUGUUGCACACUUUUGUCCCAACGGAGCCACCGUCCAAACGGUCACGAGGGCCCAAAGAGCUCCCUCCUGACACCAACAAGUGGAUCCACCUCGCGAGACUCUACCGAUCCCUGGAGGACUAUGAUAUUGUUCGUGGGAUCUUUGGGAGUAAAGUGGGGACCAAGUCCAUCACUUGUUCUGCUCUUCAGGCCGAGUCUCAAAACGACUACGCAGAAGCAGUGAAACUCUACAACGAGGCGUUGAACACUGAGGCGUGGACCGAAGCCCCGCCCACUGACGCAGAGAGGGACUUCUGGGAGAUUGCAGCAAUGGAGGCCUAUAGACACCUGACUGAAUGGGAGUCACUGCAGUACUGCUCCACCGUUUGCAUCGACGAAGCCUCUCCACCCGACCUGGAGAAGAUGUGGGCGGAGCCAUACCACCAGGACUUGUAUUUACGCCACAUGAUUUGCAGUAUGCUGAAACAGCUGCAGCUCGGAGGAGCGGACCAGACCCUCCUCAGCUUCAUCGAUAAAGCGAUGAAGGUCGAACACCGUAAGAAAUUACUGGAAAACCACUACAGCCAAGAACUUAGCCUCCUCUACAUCCUCCAGGAGGACCACGAUCGGGCCAAGUACUACGUCAACUACGCCAUGCAGCUGUUCAUGCAGAAUUACUCCAGUGUGGAUACUUUACUUACCAAGAGUCGUCUGACCCUCCUGCAGUCGGCACAGGCCCUCACAGAAAUCCAAGACUUCCUGUUGUUCGUUAAAGGGGAAGUUACUGUGUCGUCUCUGAAGCGUCUCACUCGACUCUGGACAGAGCGUUAUCCUGAUCCUAAAGUCGAUCCAGUGAACGUCUGGGACGACAUCAUAACAUCAAGAUGUUUCUUUUUGGACAAGAUUCUUGAAAAGUUAAAUAAACAGGGAUCCUCUGAUGAUAUGGAAGUGGAUGAGCCGGACAUAAACUCUGUGGUGAACAACUGCAAGUUCAGUAUGAAGCUGCAGAUGGCGGAGAGCGCGUGGAGUCAGAAUAACUUCCCUGUGGCGACAAAGCUGUUGAAGGAUCUUCACAGAGACGCCAAGUCAAACCGGAGCUGGUUCCUGCGCUGGGUCCACAGUUACAGUCGCUUCAACCACAAACGCAGCCACACGCUGAGCCCAGUGGAGCAGAUCAGCUCCAUGUUAAAGACUGUCCCACUGCUGGAGGACCUCCAGCCUGAAGUCCAAAGUGCUUCAGCUAAAGUUUUCAGAAAUCAGAAACUCCUCCAGGGGGCGUCGUUCCACAUCAUAGCCACCGCUGUGGGCUCCAGUCGCUCUGUUUUAGGCACGAUUGAAACAGAUAAAGCCAAAAAGGUGGUGAGACUGUCAGGAAAAACAUGGCCUGAAGAUCCAGAGAAUGUAGAGGUGGGUCUACAUCUGCAGGCCUUGAGGUUGUUCUGUGAAGGCGCCAGAAAAGCCGAGGAGGAGCUGCAGUCUUAUGAUCAGGACUGUGUGGAGCCUGCCAGCCUCAUCGAGACCUUCAUGGCUCUGGCCAACUUCUGUGAUAAACGACUACGAGAGGAGGAGCAGAGGGAGAGCGAGAGCCGGUUCCCAGACCUGGCAGCUCUCUCCGCUCACAUCGUUCAGAACAUGUUAAAAGCUCUAAAACUGAACUCUGAAGAAGCUCGUCUGAAGUUUCCACGUCUGCUGCAGAUCAUUGAACUGUAUCCGUCUGAAACACUGGACCUCAUGACCAAAGAGAUGAUGUCAGUGCCGUGCUGGAUGCUGAUUGGCUGGAUCAGUCAGAUGGUGGCUCUUUUGGACAAACCGGAGGCGGUGGCGGUUCAACAUUGCGUAGAGCAGAUUGCGAGGUCGUAUCCUCAGGCCUUGGUCUACGCCCUCAUGAUCAGCAGUGAGAGCUUCCAGUUUGAAGAGUCUGCGACAGGACACCAGCACCGCCAGUUUGUCAAUAGGCUGAAGACUAAACUGGACGAGGGUGGAGCUGUGAAAGAAUUUGUGGAGGCGCUGCAGCAGCUCACAAAUCCAGACAUGAUUUUCAAGGACUGGUGGGACAGUGUGAAAAAUCAACUGGACAAAUCAGGUUUUAAUAAGAAGCAAAUGGAUGGACUCUACAAAGAAAUGUUCUCUUCACUUGGAAAUCAAAACACACAAAGACACGGGGCCUUCAGACGCAAGUUUAUCCAGAAAUUUGCCAAAGACGUGGAGCGUUUGUUCGGCGCUAACGGCAGUAAACUGUUUGAGAAGAGAAAAGAUAAAAGUUUUGUGAAGGAAGUGGAUGAUCUGGCCACGUCCAUGAAAACAUUUCAGAAGGAACCUGGCAACCUGAAAGAGUACUCCCCCUGGCUGAGCAGCUUUAAACGAGGACCCCUCAGCGACGAGCUGGAGAUCCCUGGACAGUACGACGGCAGGUCUAAACCUUUACCCGAAUAUCACGCCAAAAUAACUGGGUUUGAUGAAAGGGUUAAAGUCAUGUCUUCUCUGCGUCGCCCCAAGCGUCUGAUCAUCCGGGGGGACGAUGAGAGGGACCACCCGUUUCUGGUGAAGGGAGGAGAGGAUCUGAGGCAGGACCAGCGCAUCGAGCAGCUCUUCGGCGUGAUGAACAUCGUCCUCAGCCAUGACUCGGCGUGCACACGGCGAGGCCUGCAGCUCCGCACGUAUCAAGUCAUCCCCAUUAAUACAAGAAUCGGACUCAUUGAGUGGAUGGAAAACACCUGCACUCUGAAGGACUUUUUAACCAACACAAUGACAGACAAGGAACAAAAAACAGCCAGAAGACCCUGGGACGCUUACACCGACUUUCUCUCCAGUGUGGCUCAAAAAUAUGAUAAAAGGGCGAGUCCUUUGGCGCAUUACAGCAUCGCGUACAGAAAAGCCAGUCGCUCUGAUGUGGUGAAGAACUUCCAUAAAGUGCUGCAGCUGGUGCCUCAUGAUUUACUCAAGAGAGCGUUUCUAAAGAUGUGCCACGGGCCUGAGGCGUACCUGUCCUUGAGGUCUCACUUCAUCAGCUCUCACGCUCUGCUCUGUGUGAGUCACUGGGUGCUGGGGAUCGGGGACCGGCAUCUUUCAAACUUUAUGAUCAACACAGAGACGGGAGGCGUGAUCGGGAUCGACUUUGGACACGCCUUUGGGUCGGCGACGCAGUUUCUGCCGGUGCCGGAGCUCAUGCCGUUUCGAUUGACGCAGCAGUUUGUGAAGCUGAUGGAGCCUCUGCAGGAGUCGGGUUUGAUCCAGAGCAUCAUGGUCCAUUCACUCAGAGCCUUCAGAGCAGAACCAGACCUGCUCCUGAACACCAUGGAUGUGUUUGUCAAAGAGCCGUCACUGGACUGGAAGAACUUUGAGCGGAAGCAACUGAAGAAGGGAGGAACAUGGACCAAAGAGGUGGACACCAAAGAAAUCAACUGGUACCCCCUUCAGAAGGUGAACUUCGCCAGGAGGAAGCUAGAGGGCGCUAACCCAGCUGCUGUCACAAGUGAGGAGCUUAAACUGGGAUUCGAGAAGGACCCAGCGUUCCAGGGCCUGCAGUCUGUGGCCAUCGGUACCAGAGGAGUGAACGUGCGAGCGGACGUCCCGGCUGAAGCUCUGUCAGUGGAGAAACAGGUGGACUGUCUCUUAGACCAGGCCACGGACCCUAACGUCCUGGGCAGAGUGUGGGUCGGCUGGGAGCCCUGGGUCUAAAGUCACAUUAUUAUUG